Molecule: messenger RNA, 1788 nt
Organism: Knipowitschia caucasica
Lineage: Eukaryota; Metazoa; Chordata; Actinopteri; Gobiiformes; Gobiidae
Source: the annotation of a GenBank genome assembly
AUGGACUCAUUGGGCCCACCAGAGACAAUGGAAACUCAAAGCCCAAGGAAACGUAAAAAGGAAAGGCAAGCCAGCCCAGCCCAUUCAACUGUGGACCUCAUUAAUGAGCAGAAGAUGGAAAAUGACCCUUGGGAUAUGCCUGAACUGAAUGACACUGGAGUCCCCUGGUCAGCUCUGGACACCAAAGCUAAAGUGCUCAGAGUGGUCCUGGCUAUUGGGAAAUUGUGCCUGUUACUGGGAUUUCUCUACAUGUUCAUUUGCUCGCUUGACGUCCUCAGCUCUGCGUUCCAGCUGGUGGGAGGAAAAGUAGCAGGAGAUAUUUUACAAGACAACAGUAUUUUGGCAAACCCAUUAGCGGGACUGGUCAUAGGUGUUUUGGUGACCCUUCUUGUCCAAAGUUCAUCUACCUCCUCCUCCAUAGUUGUCAGUAUGGUUUCAUCAAAACUACUCACAGUCCAGUUGGCUGUUCCUAUUAUUAUGGGAACCAACAUUGGUACUUCUGUCACCAACACCCUCGUGGCUAUGACACAGGCUGGUGAUCGGAAUACAUUUCGUAGAGCUUUUGCUGGGGCCACAGUUCAUGACUUCUUCAACUGGCUCUCAGUGCUGGUGCUGCUGCCAUUGGAGGUGGCUACAGGUUAUUUGUAUAUAGUCACAAAACUCAUCAUAGACUCCUUCAAUAUCCAGACCGGAGAGGCACCAGAACUGCUCAAUGUGAUUACAGAUAUAGUCACAGAAUCCAUUAUUCAGCUAGAUAAAACAGUGAUCAAUGAAAUUGCCGCUGGAAACCCAGAGGCCAGAAACAAGAGUCUCAUUAAGAAAUGGUGCAAAACCUUUUCCAACAUGACUUUGAUGAAUGUAACAGUUCCUGGUCCAGAAAACUGCACUUCUCCAUCUCUCUGUUGGUUUGAUGGAAAUAAGACAACGACAUUGAAGAAUGUAUCUGAAACGUACAACAUAGAAAAGUGUAAGCACCUUUUUGUGGACGUAGCACUGACUGACCUGGCUGUGGGUCUGAUCCUGCUUGCUCUGUCCCUCCUGGUGCUGUGCUCAUGCCUGAUCCUCAUCGUCAAACUGCUCAACUCAAUGCUCAAAGGACAGGUGGCAAACGUCAUCAAGACCAUCCUGAACACUGAUUUUCCAUUCCCCUUCGGCUGGGUUGUGGGAUACAUCGCCAUCUUGGUCGGUGCCGGAAUGACGUUUAUAGUGCAAAGCAGCUCAGUUUUUACAUCUGCCAUUACUCCACUUGUCGGUAUUGGCGUGAUCAGCAUAGAAAGAGCCUAUCCACUGUCCCUUGGGUCUAAUAUAGGCACCACCACCACAUCUAUCCUGGCCGCCAUGGCAAGUCCAGCAGAAUCACUUGCCAAUGCAUUACAGAUUGCGCUGGUGCAUUUCUUGUUCAAUAUAAGUGGCAUAAUCCUGUGGUACCCAAUUCCCUUCACUAGAAUUCCCAUUCGUCUAGCCAAAAGCCUGGGCAGCAUCACAGCCAAUUACCGCUGGUUUGCUGCAGUCUACAUCAUCUUGUGCUUCUUCAUUUUGCCCUUGUUUGUCUUUGGGCUUUCAGUGGCAGGGUGGAAGGUCUUGGUGGGCGUGGCGUCCUGGGACAAAGUGGUGGAUGUGUUUGUCACCAAAUGCUGCUGCUGCUGUAAAUGCUGUCAGCUGCCGGUGGGAGAGGACACAGAGCAGAUGAAGGCUUAUGACAAUCUUGCUGUGACGACCGAGGGAGAAGUAGACAAAAUGAACAACAGCAAAAUAGAUCAAAUGGAGCUAAAAAUGACCAAGCUUUGA